AUGGCUUCCACCAACUCCGGAGGAAUCUUUGACAGUCUAGCCAAAUUCUAUGUCUCCAUCGCCAUCAUUUGGACGGUCGCACUCCUCGCCGGCGCCGUCUUUCUCAUUAUCAAUCGUCGCGAGCAAUGCGUUCGUAUUCGCAACCUGCCCCUCGCUCUGAGCGCCGUCUCCUGUCUCCAUGUCUAUUGGAUUCUGUGCAUGGUCGCUUACUCCAUGGGUACUGCGUAUCCCUGUGCCGUCGAAUACUGGGUCAUGAGCGUCUAUCUACCUCUAGGAAUCGCCCUUUUCCAGGCGAACAGCAUGCAGCUCCUGAAUGUCUUUGGUAUCCAGGAGAAGCUGCUUUAUGCCGCGCAGCAGUCCUACAAACCCCAGCUCAGUGCCUCGGCAAGACACUCCAGCCGAUACUUGUCUUACUGGCGACAGAUGAACCUGGUCCAACGGACAGAAUUUGGUAUCGCGGUGGGAAUGGGGGCCCAGCUAAUCCUCUCGCUCUCCGUCUACCUCACAUCCCGAAAAUUCCAUGAUUUCGGCACCUUCUCCGAAGCGGUGGGUCCAGAGGAAUGUCGACGAGGUCCUGAAUGGCAAGACUCCCGGCCGGAUGGUAAAUGCGCCCUGCAUUCCUCAACAGAAGCCUGGGCAUCUGUCAACAGAUACUGGGUACCGCCUCUCUGGUUUGCACCCGGUAUUAUAACAAUGGAGGCUGUGACUAUCUUCUUUCCAUGCUAUGAGGUGGUCUCAUCCAGAUGGCACAGAGACCGUAUUCUUGGGGAAAUCGAAGCAUGGAACGAAAAGAAGACCAAUGCCAUGGACGAGUCGCGUUCGGGAACAUCGAGAUCCAACAGCGAACUCAGCCGCGUGAGUGAGUUGUAUUCCCUCAAGGCCUUAGAAAAGUGCUUAGAGGACGACUCAAGUGCGCUGCUCCAAUUUGCUGCGUCCAAGGAAUUCAGCGGCGAGAAUAUCGUCUUCCUGAACUACGUGCGCGACUGGAAGGCUUCGUGGGCGAGAACAACCGCAUCAAAUCCGGAAUACGAUUGGAACCGUGAUCCUCGGCACUACAGACUUCACUUCUUCAAGGUCGCCGUCGAGAUCUACACAGUUUGCGUCAAUUUGAAGACGGCGGAAUUUCCCAUCAAUAUUGAAUCUCGGGUCUACUCGAAUCUAACGGAAAUGUUCGGUGAAGCUGUCCCGGUUUUUGGCCAACUCAUGACUAGAGGAGCAGCAACACGCCGGGAGGAUGACACUAGCGCUCUGUGUCUGGAUGAAUAUGUUAGGAGCGCUCGGAAGCGCGAUAGCUAG
Molecule: messenger RNA, 1296 nt
Organism: Aspergillus tanneri
Lineage: Eukaryota; Fungi; Ascomycota; Eurotiomycetes; Eurotiales; Aspergillaceae
Exons: 4
Coding region: 1-1296 (431 amino acids)
Source: RefSeq, a predicted model, not a curated record